Messenger RNA from Didymodactylos carnosus, 2094 nucleotides. Lineage: Eukaryota; Metazoa; Rotifera; Eurotatoria; Philodinida; Philodinidae. The record is from the annotation of a GenBank genome assembly.
AUGCGUGUCUACAACCCACAGACUGUAACCGUCGCAUUGGAGAGUAAGAUUAUUGCGUCAUCUUAUGCAUCAUUAUUAUCAUGUUCAGAAAAAUCAAAUAAAUUUUCUCAAAACCGACAAUUAGAUAUUCUAAGUUCCGUAUUUCAUUUCGAUAAAAAAAUCAUUGCUGCUGUUAUUGAAACAACAGGUUCUACAUCAAAUUCUCAAGCAUUUGAACUUAUCUAUUCAAGUAUUGGCUAUUUUUCACAAACAACAUUAUUAAAUUUUCCGAAUGGACUUCCAAUAGAAUUUUGUUUAACAGUUGUAUUUUCAAUGAAAUAUGAGACGCUAUUAUUAAAUUGGACAUUAAUUCAAUUUGAAGAUGAAAAUUCUAACAUUCAAUUUUCAUUACAGUUUUAUGGAAAUAGACAAACGAUUAAUAUUAUCUUCUAUAGUGAUCAAAGAUAUACUGUUCAAAUUCCUCAAAAUGUUCAAUAUAAUCAAGAAAAUCGAGUUAGUCAAGUAACUGAAAAACUGAAAGAGAGUAUUUAUAAGGAACAAAAAAAAAAGAAAACACCGUAUAAGGAAUGCAGACAAAAAGGUGAGCCAGGUGAAAAUGGGAAGCAAGGACAAGUUGGAAAUACAGGACCAAUCGGACGCACCGGAGCAAAGGGAGAGACUGGAGAAAUUGGUUCACCUGGCAAAAAUGGUGUUGACGGGCAAAAGGAUAAGUCGACACUAAUAGAAGAAAUUCGAUCAAUUGUAAAUGAAGCGCUUGAAGAACGCCUCGAUUAUUUGAAAUUACGUUUUCGUGGACCACCGGGCCCCCGAGGUGCACGAGGUGAAGAAGGACCUCAAGGUCUACCUGGUUAUAUUGAUUGUUCAAGCUGUAUUUCACCUGAAGAUGGACAAUCCAUACAAGAUCUCGUUGACGAUAUGUUAAAUCGCGUCAUAAAUAAAGCGACAAAAAAAUUGCAAGACCGAUUGGAUACUUUGAAAGACGAUGAGUUUGCUCAACGUGUUUGGAAGAUGUAUAAAGAAUUUUAUCAUAAGGUGUAUAACAGUGCUGAAGAAGAAAAACAACGUUUUUCUAAAUUUAUCGAUAAUCUGAAAUUAAUUAUACGUGAAAAUUUUCGAUUUGACGAAGGUGUUAAAACUUUCAAACUAAGCUUGAAUCAAUAUGGUGACAUGGACUUGUCAGAAUUUCGUUCGAAAUUAACCGGUUUAUUAGGAUCGGGCAUCAGAGAAAAACGUCAUUUACGUCCGAAACGAUUUUUAUUCGAUAGUGUUAAGGAUAAAAUUAAAAAAAAAGUUAAUAAAAAAGUACAUGGAAACACCAAUAAUGAAUAUACAAAUUAUAACAGUGGUGGUGGUGGUGGUAGUGAUGCUCAUAGUUCAUCAUCGUCAGGAGGAUUUUUUUUUUCAAAAAAAACUAAACCACGUCAAAAGAAACCGUCAAGAACAUCAAAAGCAUCAGUGGAUUAUCGAAGGUAUAUGAAUCCGAUUGAAAAUCAGGGUCAGUGUGGUGCAUGUUAUGCCUUUGCUGUUACGGCGUCUAUUGAAGGAACAUAUUCACUGAAAAAAGGGUCGAGUAUCAGAAUGAGUAAACAACAACUUGUUGACUGCUCACCAAAUAAUGGAUGCAAUGGAGGUUAUUUGGGAGCAACAUUCAGUUAUAUUCAACAGCGUUCGGGUUUACAGUCAGAUUCAUCGUAUCCUUAUGCUAGACGUCAACAGACUUGUCGUUUAACACAAUCAAAAGUAGGAGCCAUUUCGAGUUAUGGUAAUAUACAACAAGGAGAUGAAGAAGCUUUAAAACAAGCAUUAGUAACCUAUGGCCCAAUAGCUGCAGCUAUUCACACAACAUCUGAUUUACAAUUCUAUGGACCUGGGAAAAGUACAAAUACACAAAAUAUUCUAGAUAUUCCUGGUUGUCCAAAACAAGUUGAUCAUGCAAUUACUAUUGUAGGAUACGGAACAGACAAUGGUAGAGAUUAUUGGCUAGUAAGAAAUAGUUGGGGUUCCAACUGGGGAUUGGAUGGUUAUUUUAAGAUUGCCCGAAACAAAAAUAAUAUGUGUGGAAUUGCAACAUACGGUUAUUAUUCAGUUAUAUAA